CGCCAUUGAUGUUAAUCAAACAUGAACUGCUUCGCUCAAAUGGAGGUUGAGAGAGUCCAAAACACUAGGCUACCGACUUACCCAAACAAACAAAUCCUCAGAGUAGUGAAAUAUUUACAUCAUUCUAAUAUUGCUAUAGAUCAAUGGCAUUCAUUGUUCGAAGCUGGAGCUCCAAAAUCCAACACCAUUCCUGUAUUUUGGACCAUUUCAGAAUGGCUUCGAACUUGGGAGGACCUAUCGAAAGCAAGAUCAGAGAGAAACUCACUAACAAGUUCGUUCCCAUUCAUUUUGAGGUGGUCAAUGAGUCCUACAUGCAUAAUGUUCCCAAGGGUUCCGAAACCCAUUUCAAGGUUAUGAUUGUGAGCGACGUCUUCAAGGAUUUGGCCUUGAUCAAGAGGCACAGACUGGUCAAUGAAACCUUGACUGAGGAAUUGGAAUCUGGCGUUCACGCCCUCUCAAUUGUGGCUAAAACGCCUGAACAGUGGGAAAAUGUGGAUAACAAAACCAUUGAGCCAAGCCCUUCUUGUCGGGGUGGUUUCGGCAAAUGAAUCAAUGUUGACAAAUAAUAUUAGUUAGCUCGCCAAAUGAAAUCCUUACAAACUUUGAA
This is a messenger RNA of Tigriopus californicus, 607 nucleotides long. Its product is annotated as bolA-like protein DDB_G0274169. NCBI's taxonomy places the organism in Eukaryota, Metazoa, Arthropoda, Copepoda, Harpacticoida, Harpacticidae. Gene Ontology annotation, cellular component: mitochondrion. The transcript has 2 exons. The coding region runs from base 144 to 548 and encodes 134 amino acids. The record is from RefSeq and is a predicted model, not a curated record.